This is a messenger RNA of Equus caballus (horse), 6787 nucleotides long. It is a transcript of the gene TDRD3, whose product is annotated as tudor domain containing 3. Lineage: Eukaryota; Metazoa; Chordata; Mammalia; Perissodactyla; Equidae. Gene Ontology annotation, molecular function: protein binding. Gene Ontology annotation, cellular component: nucleus. The record is from RefSeq and is a predicted model, not a curated record.
CCCCACCCCAGCCCCCCACCACCCCCGGCCUAAGCAGCGACCAUGGCCGAGGUCCCCGGUGCGGCGUUGUCCCAGGCGGGUUGGUAUCUUUCAGAUGAAGGCAUUGAAGCUUGCACAAGUUCUCCUGACAAAGUCAAUAUAAAUGACAUCAUCCUGAUUGCUCUCAAUACAGACUUGAGAACAAUUGGCAAGAAAUUCCUCCCCAGUGACAUCAAUGGUGGAAAGGUAGAAAAGCUUGAAGGUCCAUGCGUUUUGCAAAUUCAAAAAAUUCGCAAUGUUGCUGCACCAAAGGAUAACGAAGAAUCUCAGGCUGCACCGAGAAUGCUGCGUUUGCAGAUGACUGAUGGUCAUAUAAGUUGCACAGCAGUAGAGUAUAGUUACUUGUCAAAAAUAAGCCUGAACACACCGCCUGGAACUAAAGUUAAGCUCUCAGGCAUUGUGGACGUAAAAAAUGGAUUCCUACUGUUGAAUGACUCUAACACCACAGUUCUUGGUGGUGAAGUGGAACACCUUAUUGAGAAAUGGGAGUUACAAAGAAGCUUGUCAAAACACAAUAGAAGCAAUAUUGGAACCGAAGGUGGACCACCUCCUUUUGUGCCUUUUGGACAGAAGUGUGUAUCUCAUGUCCAAGUGGAUAGCAGAGAACUUGAUCGAAGAAAGACGUUGCAAGUUACAAUGCCUGUCAAACCUACAAACGAUAAUGAUGAAUUUGAAAAGCAAAGGACUGCUGCUAUUGCAGAAGUUGCAAAGAGCAAAGAAACCAAGACAUUUGGAGGAGGUGGUGGUGGUGCUAGAAGUAAUCUCAACAUGAAUACUGCUGGUAACCGAAAUAGGGAAAUUUUACAGAAAGAAAAGUCAACCAAAUCAGAGGGGAAACCUGAAGGUGUCUAUAGAGAACUGGUUGAUGAGAAGGCUCUGAAGCACAUAACAGAAAUGGGCUUUAGUAAGGAAGCAUCAAGGCAAGCUCUUAUGGAUAAUGGCAACAACUUAGAAGCAGCACUGAAUGUACUUCUUAACAGCAAUAAACAGAAACCUGUUACGGGUCCACCUCUGAGAGGUAAAGGAAAAGGCAGGGGGAGAAUAAGAUCUGAAGAUGAAGAGGAACUGGGAAGUGCAAGGCCAUCAGCACCAAGUACAUUAUUUGAUUUCUUGGAGUCUAAAAUGGGGACUUUGAGUGUGGAAGAACCUAAAUCACAGCCACAGCAGCUUCAUCAGGGACAACACAGAUUGUCAAAUGCUGAGCAAAAUGGAGUAAAAGAUAAUAAUCAACCAAGAUAUCUUCCUCGAAAUGAUACCAGACAGUCAAGAAAUGAAAAACCACCUCGUUUUCAAAGAGACACCCAGAAUUCAAAGUCAUUUUUAGAAGGCAGUGGAUUACCUAGAAACAGAGGUUCUGAAAGACCAAGUACUUCUGCAGGCUCUGAAGUAUGGGCUGAAGAGAGAGUCAAGUGUGAUAGACCGUAUUCUAGAUAUGAUAGAACUAAGGAUACUUCAUACCCUUCAAGUUCUCAGCACAAUGAUGGUGCUUUUAAAAGAAGGGAUAACUCUAUGCAAAGCAGAUCGGGAAAAGGUCUAUCCUAUGCAGAGGCAAAAGAAAAUCCACUUCCUCAAGAAUCCGUAGAUUUUAAUAGUCAAAAACGUGGGAAAAGAGAAAACCAAAUAGCUAAUCCUGAUCAUUUUUAUGACAGGAAGCCAAGAACAAUAAAUAAUGAAGCUUUCAGUGGUAUAAAAAUUGAAAAACAUUUUAAUGUAAAUACUGAUUACCAGAAUCCUGUCCGAACUAAUAGUUUCAUUAGUGUUCCAAAUGGAGAGACAGAAAUGCCACCGAAGGGAAGGCGAGUGGGACCUAUUAAGCCAGCAGGACCCAUCACAGCUACACCCUAUGAUGAUAAAAUAUUUUACAAUAGUGGACCCAAAAGAAGGUCUGGGCCAAUUAAACCAGAAAAAGUACUAGAAUCAUCUAUUCCUAUGGAGUAUGCAAAACUGUGGAAACCUGGAGAUGAAUGUUUUGCACUUUAUUGGGAAGACAACAAGUUUUACCGAGCAGAAGUUGAAGCUCUUCAUUCUUCAGGUAUGACAGCAGUUGUUAAAUUCAUUGAUUAUGGAAAUUAUGAAGAGGUGCUACUAAGCAACAUCAGGCCCAUUCAAACAGAGGCAUGGGGUGGCCAUACUGAUGAGCUUGUUUGUCAUUCCUUACUGUAGCUCUUCCAUUUAGAGAUGUUUGGUAUUGAAGUGAUAAUUUUCUUUCUAAAGUCAGUGACUUUUUGUUUUUCCUCCUUAAUAGUCCUCAUUGCUUUAUAACUGAUUUUAGGUCUGUGUAAACUUAGCUGGACUAUAAAUUUAUCAGAUGUCACAGGCCAUGUAGUGAUUCUGUUCUGAGCCACAGCAAUACUUUCAUAUUCUUUCUACCCAUUUAUGAAUACUCAUCUAUGCUUUAUUGUGCUAUUUUUUACCUAUUUACAUUUUCUGUAGUCAACUUAAAAAUCUUUUAUAAGAUGCUUGAAAUAUUUUGCAGGAAGAAGCAGGAUAGAAUCACUAAAUAUUUUGGAAAUUCUAGCAUUUCUUUUCUCCUACUUACAAAUAAUCAAAUGAUUGUUGAUGUUUUAUUAUUUUGCAUAAUUUAAUAUAACAAAUAUUUUUGGAUCAUGAACAUCAUUAUUGAGGCUAAGAUGGUCCUUUCUUCUUUAUCUAUAUGAAGAAUUGACUUGUAGAAGCAUCUCCUUCUUGACAUAUAUAGAAGCCAUCAGGUUAACUUUUCUUCACCCAUCUCCAUUUUUUAAAAAUACAUGUGUGCAUAUAUACAUAAAAAGCCCGUGAAGAAAAACAGUCUGAGUAGCUGUUAGUACAUUUAAUGUAGAGUUAGAGUUCUCUUAGCCUAUGACAAUAUUAAUGUUGGGGUCUAUGAGCACUUUUUCAUUUUGUACCUGCGAAAUUAUAACAGGUUUUAAGUUAAUCAAAACCAAAACGUUCAGUAUACCAAUAAGAAGGUAACUAAUUGACAAGUCAGACUUUUAAAAGGCUACAAAGGUGCAGCAAUGUUGUUAGAAGCCUUAGCAUAAUUAUUCACUCACACUGUGGAUUGUCUAAUCUUUAAUUCUUUUUAUUCUUGCACUAUAUAGGUACAUUGCUAUUUUUAGUUGUGAAAUGAUAUUGUAUCUUUUACUAAGGUUUAUGUUUAUUAUUGGCACAAGAUUUUGGAAAACCUCUUGUUUUCCUAAAUGUAGCAAUGAUCAUUCGUUGAAGAUUUUUUAAAUAGUUUUCAGGAAAAACAACCCAAAAAGUCUGCAUAUAAACCAAAAGCCUUUAUAGAAAUCAGUUGCCUGUAUUUUCUCUUAAAGGUGUAAGAACAAAUCAUAAAUGAAAAGCGUGAAAUAUUAAGAGAGUCAAUGACCAAGUUAAUAGUGUGCCUUGUAUGGAAAAUUAAAAUAAAAAUCAAGUUAAUAGUUAACUCUAAGCAUUAAUAUUAUCUCACGAAGUUUAGGAAUUAUUUGCCUUAAAUCUGUCAGACCAAGUAUCUGUUUUCCCUUUUUAUCUGGAUAUACCUUUUUACUUCCAGAACAUGCUCACUUAGUGAUGAUAUUUUAGAUGGCAAAAAUAUAUGUUCCAAAAUGAUUAACUAAAGUUUUGGUAAGUCAUCCUUGACUUUGUUUGUUCUAGCUAGAUUUCCCCUGGUUCUUUUAGUAUCAUAAAAUAUUCUUUCUUAAUUUUAGUGUCUUUAUUAUAGUGAACUCUCUAAUUAUCACAAAUUAUGUUAGGUUCACAGCUCAUUCUUAACUAAAUAAAUGUUCUAGGUUGUUUUUCAGUGUUCUUUGAACAUUGUAGGAUUUUCCUUAUUUUAGCAAAGUAAAUGAAGCAUUCUAGAGUCUCAUAUUAUUUGUAAAAUUAUAGAUAGAGAAAACCAUAAUAUUAUUUUAUAUUUCUGACCACUGUACGAGAAAACGUUAAGGUCAAAGAAAACCUGUGGUUUGUAUUCCCUGCAGGCCCUUUCCAAAUUGCUUCCUUUUAACUCUAAAACUAAUACCAGGAAAUCUGUAAAAAGACGCUACAGGCAAUUUGGAAUUACUGUAAAAUACACUGGAACUGCUGCUUGGACAAAUCUUUUGUGUUUUGAACGUACUACUUUGUAAACUUUCUUCUUCAAAGUUCAUAGGAUUUAUUUCUUUGUAUCAGGAAAUCAUGCUUGUUCCACUGUUGUUCCAACUAGAAAAAAUAUGAUUGUAUAGAUAAUGGUUAGUUCUAGGACCUUAACAUACACAUCAUCUUGAGCAGGAAUUCUGGAAAGUGACGGAUAGAUUGUUAUUGUCUUUUAGAUGAUCAUCCUACCUUAAGUGUUUUUCUGUAGAGUAUUCAUUUAUUCAACACAUAGCCAUUACACGUCUAUUAGGUCCAGGCGCUGUUCUAGGUGAGGGGUAUACACUAGUGCAUAAAACACAAAAAUGCCUGCCAACUGCAGAAAGUUAGAAGAAAGUUGUAGUUCCAGUAAUGUGAAACAAACUUAAAUAUUUCAUGAGAGUCUUUAUUCUUAACUCUUGAAGCUUUAAAACAAAAUACAAGUGGAGAAAAUCUUGCUUAGUGAAGUUUUCAUUUAAAUAAUGUUAUUUUAUUCGACCUUACUUUAAAGAUAAAAUUUAUAUGGAAGAAGAAAGUAUGACUUAAUGAAUUUUAUCUAUUUAAAAAGCUUUUAUCUAUUUAUUUUACCUAUUUAAAGAGUAACAUUUGUUUUUAGGAGGGUUGGGUUUUUUAAAAUAAUUAUAUAUUUCUCAGUUUUAGCAUACUUUAAAAAAGAAUUAUCAAUCUCAAGUUUUAAUUCUGAAGUAACUUUGCACACAAUUUAUUUUAUAAUGACAUCUGGGUAGCACAUUUGGAAAUUACCUUUUCAAAUUCAAAUAACAUUCAUAAAAAGCCAUAAACUCUUCUACCAUUAAUAAAAAUAUUAAAAAGAAACAUAUAGCAAAAAAAGAAAAAACUGUAACCUAUUUAAUGAGGGAAGAGAUUGAGAGUGGUAAUAUAUAAAUUAAUGAGUUAAAAUGAAUUCUAAAUGUAUUAGAACAAGAUCAUGUUAGCGAUUUUAAUGACAUAGUGAUAAAAUUAGGCUGUAUCUAGUUUGUGUUUGAUAUCACAAGAUCAUAAUAGAUAUUAAAAAGAGGACAAUUGUUAUAGAAACCAUUAACUUCAAAGGAAAAUUAGAAUUAUGUAACAGUGAGGUUCUGCCAAUUAGUAUCCAGUAAAAAGUGCAAGCAUCUAUUUGAUCACAGUCCAGAAGGUUUUUCAUUCUUGCUGAUAAAUUCUUAAAUAAAUUAGUGGGUAUAAUUUGCCAUACUUAAAUUUCUGCACUAAAAGCAUAAUUUGAUUAAGGUCACUGAAGUACAUUUUCUUCCACCAUGCAUAUUUUGGAAAACUUUCCUUUCAAAGAUUGUCAUAUGGGCAGUGCUUAUUUUCUUUUGCUGCAUAAACAUAGAGUAAAUCAGAUGAAACUGUACAGCUAGUUUAGCCCCAUUUAAGAAUAUAAUUUCAAAUCACAGUGAUAGAAUUUGGGGGAUUCCGUGCAAUAUCUUUUUUUUUUCCAUGCAACAUCUUUAAAUUUUGUUUGAAUAAAACUUGGUUGUAUUUGAUAUGCUUUAUUUAUUUCUUCAUCUAUUACCCAGCCUUUCACAAUUCCCACAGGAGGUUGUGGAUUAUACAAAAAGACUUUUACUGGAGAUAGGAAAGCUGUUGAUAUAGAGGGAGAGAUGAUUCAUUCAUAAUGCAUGUCAUAUGCAUAGAUAUGUCAACUUAAAUAAUGUUGAUGUCUACCCCCGAAGUCCAAAUUCAGUUUGUGAUAGCUAAACCUAACAGAUUACUAUGAAAACCUUGGGAUCUAGUUUUGACUUGGCUACGUUAUUCAAUAGAGACAUUUUAUUUCACGGAUUUAAAUUAAUACUAAUAAAGUAAUAUGCUAUUUUAAGAACUUUUUCAAAAGUAUUGUUUGAAUUUCGAUAUCUGAUAAUUUAGUAUAUUGUAAUCUAUUCAAAGGGCUGUAUAUAAAAAUAUCUUUAAAAGGUUUUUGGGUAAUCUGAGUUUUCCUUUAUUGAACAAUGAAAGUACAGAUUAUAUUAUCAUUUCAUGUUCCUUUUUUCUGAAGGUGAAAUAAUUCCUAAAGUGAAAUAACAUGGCAGGAUAUUACCUGAGAUGCACUUUCUUUUUAAAGUUAUUUCAACGAUACUACUCUGAUUUGUUUCUAACCUUAAUUACAGUUCAUAAAACAAUUUAAACCUUAAAUUAUUUAAAUAUUGAUAUUAAAUAUCAAGUUAGUGUAACUUUUUGAAAAAUCCACAGCAUUUUUUUUGUGUGUACGUGAAUAAUAUCAGUAGAUAUUAAGAAUAUUCUAUCUUCUAAGUCUCCCCUUUAUUAUUGCAACCUUAAGUAUGGGCUCCUGAAUUAUGAUGUUGGUUAAUUAAGAAGUAAAUUUAUGAUGCUUUAGAUUUAUGCUGAGUAUUAUAUAAUUUUGGUUUUUCCUUCAAAGUAGUCUUAGGGAGGCAUCAUGGUGAGAUCUGCAGCUGAAGGGGGCUGGGAUUGUCAGCUGAACUUAUUUUUUCCUUGACAUUUUUGAUUCAGUAGACCCAGGGUUUGUUCUCUUCUAAGUGUAAAUUGUGUUUUUUUCAUUUACUUUGUUUAUUGGGACUUUUAAAACUGUAAUUUCAAACUGCACUGAAUUUUGCCAUUCCUUUGCAUAUAUAUGCAAAAGACUCGCUAAUAUACUCAUUGCAUAGGAAAUAAAGUAGUAAAAUAAAUUAAUCUGAGAAAUGCU